This is a messenger RNA of Paraphaeosphaeria sporulosa, 1109 nucleotides long. RefSeq lists its product as uncharacterized. The transcript has a single exon. The record is from RefSeq and is a predicted model, not a curated record. Lineage: Eukaryota; Fungi; Ascomycota; Dothideomycetes; Pleosporales; Didymosphaeriaceae. Gene Ontology annotation, biological process: regulation of translational initiation. The coding region runs from base 88 to 909 and encodes 273 amino acids. Gene Ontology annotation, cellular component: cytoplasm.
UGAACCUUCCUCGGCCUUUGACCUACGCAAUACCCAAACUCCCGCAGGCAUGUACAUAACCGCUUCACAACCACAUGCGAAUUUGCCAUGGCCUUGAAAAGAGAGCACUCGCCUCCCUCUGACGUUUCCACAACCAUCUUUCGCUCCGAAAAGAUUCAGCACGAGACAUCAGCAUUCAUAGGCGCAUUCUCACCUACCCUCUCGGCCAAAGCACUUCAAACCCUUCCGGAGUUCAGGACAGCAUCGCACAAAAUUGCAGCAUGGCGAACGCGUUCCAAGCAGAAAUCUCUGACCCCUGCAUCUAAAGUUCUAUAUGACCUAGGCCACGACGAUGAUGGCGAGAAGUGGGCUGGCAGCAGGCUUCAGCACGUGCUCAACGAUACGGGCACAGAAGGUGUUGUGGUAGUCGCUCGCUGGUACGGCGGUCAGAACAUUGGACCCAUCCGGUUCACUCACAUCGAAACUUGCGCAAAGCAAGCAAUCUGGAGCUGGAAAGUUGCCGACGAUGCAGCAAAGAAAGAGCAUGCAGCCAAGAAGCACAAGGUUGAAGAAGAGACGACAAGGAAAGAGCUUGAGGAGAACCUACAAGAGCGAGAUCUGAACAUCUUUGUGUUGCGGAAAUUGCUCGCGGAUAAGAAAGCCAAAUUGGAGGAUACGGAACCGGCACCUCCGACGCCUUCAAAGUCUCUCCAGGACUACAGCAAGAUGUCGAUGGAGGCUUUGAACAGAGCGGACAAGGCCCGAGAUGCAACAAUAGGUUUCAUACUAAAGCAGAUUGAUAAGGUUGAUGAAGAGUUAAAGCUUGCCAAGGAACUGGACGAAACCACAGAGGAUGACUGGAAAGAUGCCGAGGAGGCCUCUGCAGAAAGGGCAGCAGCUGAUUCGGGCAGCAGAGAUGAUGGAAAAUGAUCAGCGGAGAAUAACAUUUGGAUUCUGCCUGUGACUACACCCACGGCUGCCUCAGCAUCUACUCGCCGACCCACAUUAUCGCCAUUCAGAUUCACUAUAGUUUACUAGGAACUCGGCCACUGCUAUCCAACAUGUUACCAGGUUUUCCAGACGCUCGAUCGGACCACAAUUGAACCAUCACAAUCACCUACAGGCUGAUU